AUGAAAUUCCUAGUAUCACGUAACGUUAUUCACCGAGACCUCGCCGCCCGCAACAUCAUGAUCGAUCAGAUGAAAAACGCAAAAAUUGGCGAUUUUGGGCUGUGCAUCGACGCCAACGAUCGAUCCGUCGAUAUUAGCGGAAAACUCCCGAUAAAAUGGCUGGCCAUCGAGUGCCUCGAAUCGCACAAAUUCUCCAGCAAAAGUGAUGUCUGGUCAUUCGGUAUGGUGCUGUGGGAGAUGUACUCGAUGGGCGACGCCCCGUUCGUCGACAUCGAGCCAACCGCGAUUCUCGAGGAGCUGAAAUCAGGGCGCCGACCGAAGCGACCGCUUUUGGCGUCGGAUAAGCUAGACGAAGUGAUGCAACGCUGCUGGCAAGAAUACCCGACGUCACGGCCAAGUUUCGACGAGCUGCUGACGAUCUUUACGAUUUUGUUAGAGCAGGCGACCGAGGGCUACGGCUAUUUACAGCUAAUGUCGAAUGAGUUCUACAAAACGUUGCCGCAAGUGGAGGUUGAGGCCGAAGAGGAGCAAGAGAUCGAGGAGCUCGAGUCGAGAAGUCGGGCCGCGUCGACGAAAUCGGCCAAAAUUCAUAUCCUCGGGAAUGUGCUGAAUGCGUGGAGAGCUGCUGCUCACGGAAUCGGGCGUCAACUUUCGAGUGGGAAAGGGAUCUACCCAACACCCGAUCAUCCCAGGAUCAAUAAAAAGCGGAAAUCCGGGACUUUUGGUGAAGCCACCGAAGAAAACGUGCCCAAGCUGCCGCAGCCCACCUCAACGGCCCGGCGGAAAUCGCAGGAUUUCCUGACGUGGACGGGACUCCGGAAAAUCCGGAGAAGAUCCCUAGACCCGGAAGUCGAGCAGAAUGGCGUUCCGUCCUCACGUGACGUCCCCCGUCUUUUCAACGCCAAAAAAUUCUGGAAGCCGAGGCGGAAGUCGUCGAACAGCCUUCCGGACCAUUCCCACCUGGAAAUCCCCCCAGAAUCGAGUGAUUAUCUCGACGAGCCGAGCAGCCCUCACAAAAAACGCUCUUCCGUCCCCCCAAUGCAGCGGUUUCACGUGGAAACCCCAGUAUCCCCAUCGGUAUCCGAUUCGGAUAGCGAAAUGGCCACUUUGCCAAGCAUGCCAAGAGCUUCUUCGUGUGAUACGUUGAGCCAGAAU
Mesorhabditis spiculigera is the source of this 1155-nucleotide messenger RNA. NCBI's taxonomy places the organism in Eukaryota, Metazoa, Nematoda, Chromadorea, Rhabditida, Rhabditidae. The record is from the annotation of a GenBank genome assembly.